UCCAGUGUCUUUAAGAGCUCUCAGGGAAACAUUGAGUGACGUAAAUGAAUUACUUUUACACUUUAAAUUAAUGCUAAAUAAUGUUAAAGUGAUUAGAGUUAUCGAAAAAAAUUUAUUCACUCACUUUAAUUUUUUAAACGUAGUUUAUCAGUAGAAGUUGGUUAUUGAUGAUUGUUGAAGUAAAAUAAAGAUAUAUCUUUAAAUUCUUAACAAAUACAAACUUUUGCAAUUUUAAUUUAAAAUUAAAACAUUAUAAAAACAAAUGGAAGCACGAAAAAGACCACCCCCUAGAGAAGAUUCGUCAGUAAUUAGUGAUCGAAAAGGAAAACUUAUUGCUGUUAUUGGUGAUGAGGACACUUGUGUUGGCUUCCUGCUGGGCGGAGUAGGUGAAAUUAACAAAAAUCGACAACCCAAUUUUAUGGUCGUUGACAAAAACACAGCUGUGGGUGAUAUUGAAGAUACAUUCAAACAAUUUGUAAAACGUGAUGACAUUGACAUCAUUCUCAUCAACCAAAAUGUUGCAGAAAUGAUUCGUCAUGUGAUUGAUGGUCACACACAACCUGUACCUGCAGUAUUGGAAAUUCCUAGCAAGGAUCAUCCUUAUGAUGCGAGUAAAGAUUCAAUUCUAAGACGAGCUAAAGGAAUGUUCAAUCCCGAGGAUAUACAUUAAUGUGAUGUAUAAUAACAUUAUCAGUUUUAAAUAAUUAUUAUUAAUACAAUUAUGAAUGGCUAUAAUUGUAGCUCAAUAGGAUUUCUUUUUAGCCAACAAAAUGAAAGGAUAAAAAUGAAUUGAAACAUUCCAUAAAUUUCACCGUUUUUUAUGUACAGUAAUUCAUUUGUUGAUUAUUAAUAGUUCUAAAUUGGUCUUUUAUUUUAAUAAAUAUUCAAUAUUUAUUUCGAUCAAUCAUGCAAUACGAAAUUAAAGAGAGACUAUAUUGUUUGAUAUAUAACAAUCAAAAAAUUAUAAAUAUGAAUUGAUAAAGAGUACAUUAGUUUUAUUGUAUAUAAAUAACACAGGUAUUUUACAUCAUCAAUAAAUCCUUUCAUUGAAAAUAUUUAAAAAGUUGAAGCUACAAAAGAAUAUAUAAAUUGUUUCAAAUUAGGAGUUAUAAAUAAAGAUAAUAUAAUACAUAUAUUUAAUAC
This is a messenger RNA of Chelonus insularis, 1143 nucleotides long. It is a transcript of the gene Vha14-1, whose product is annotated as V-type proton ATPase subunit Vha14-1. The coding region runs from base 263 to 670 and encodes 135 amino acids. The record is from RefSeq and is a predicted model, not a curated record. Gene Ontology annotation, biological process: proton transmembrane transport. Gene Ontology annotation, molecular function: proton-transporting ATPase activity, rotational mechanism. Gene Ontology annotation, cellular component: membrane; proton-transporting V-type ATPase, V1 domain. NCBI's taxonomy places the organism in Eukaryota, Metazoa, Arthropoda, Insecta, Hymenoptera, Braconidae. The transcript has 5 exons.